AUGUAGCAAUCUAAACCUCAACAUCAGACUCAGUCACUAAGAAGAUGUGGGCUUCACGUAGUAAACAAUUUACUUUAAACAGACAAAUACACUAGUAAUGAUUUCGAUAGAGUGGCAGAAGAGAUGAAAAGAGAAACUAACAAUUCUCAUUAUACAUACUUUUUAGGAAAUUACGAUUUAAAUGUUAUCGAGCGGAUUUUACUUAAAGAAUCAUAUGAGUUAUAAUGGAUUAGAUAGAACCAAGCAAUUACUGAAGAGCUGAUGGCUGACGAAUCAGUAGAAGGGCUUUUAAUUAAUAAGAUCAAGGAGAUAUCGUUAAUUGAGAGAUUAUGUUAAUGGGAACCCAGACAUUGGGUUUGUAUUCGAAAAAGCAGGAAAUCUGACAAUACUUUGGAAUUCUAUUACCAUGAUUCAUAAUUGAAGGAUGCUUAACUGUAUUAGACCAAAGAUUCGAUUAGUUUAUUGUAAGAAUUGUAAAAGAAUAAAGAUAAUCACUUGCUAUUAGUAAAGAAAAUGUAGCUUCAUUGAUUCAAAUAAAUUUAUUAAACAAAAUUAGACAUCUUUCAAUUUAUAAUCUUC
Molecule: messenger RNA, 579 nt
Organism: Paramecium tetraurelia
Lineage: Eukaryota; Ciliophora; Oligohymenophorea; Peniculida; Parameciidae
Exons: 1
Biological process (GO): protein deubiquitination
Molecular function (GO): cysteine-type deubiquitinase activity
Source: RefSeq, a predicted model, not a curated record